AGAUUGUAGUUAUUCUGAACUCUGAAAAACUUCCCUUUAUCUGUCGGAACUUAUACUCUACACUUGGAGUGGCCAAAACCACAGAAUGUCCUCUUAUACAUGUCAAGGGGAAGGUGUAAUCAAAAGUCGUGACUGUGUCUUGAUUUACAAAUCAGGGAGAGAGGGGGAUGAAAACCACGCUCCAGACAGUAACUUAAUCGAACUCACCACCAAGAUAUUAAAAGUGAAGAGGCUGGAAAAAAUCACCACGUGUUACAACAGUAACCAUCUGGAGAAAAUGGCCUUUUUCCAGUGCAUUGAAAAGGAUGAGAAGAUGAAAUCUUUUCUGGAAAAAAGUUCUAGUGAACAUGAUUCAGGAUCUGGAAAUAACGAGGCUGAGGAGAAGGUGUGGUUAUACUCUGACCUGAAGGAAACGGCACCUGUCAAAGGAAAGAGGACAUCAGCUCUCACAGAUAGAUCUUCCCAGAAGAACCAGCUGUCUUCUGACAAAGAAUAUGUUAAUAAACUCAACAAGAAAAAUUCUGAGAAGACCAAUGCCUCUCUAGUUCAGAGAAAUUUUGCCACAUUUCAUACAAGAAGACAACAAGAUGAGGUAGAAGAUUUUGUUCUAAGAAAGCCCAUAGAGCCAAGAGAAGAUACAGAUAGAAGAGACAUUUUAUGCACACAGAGAGUGAAAAGACAAGAAAACAAUAGUGCUGGAGAUGAUAAACAAGUUACUGUGGAUAAAACUGAAUGUCCAGUGUUCAAAGAAAAGGAAAAGGGGCUUCAUUCUAAGGAAGAUACCAAUGAAAGAGAACCUGAGAAAAAAAGAGGGUCAUUGAUUGCAAAUGAAGCAGUGAUGGACAAGUGUUCAAAUAAAAAGCAAAAUGAUGAUAAAACUAAUGGUGAUCAGUUCUGUAAAAGAGCAUAUCCUUUCGAAGAUCAAGAAUUGAGUGAUGAUCAGAUUUAUCUGUGUAUCACCAAUGUAAAAGCCAUUUCCACAUCACAAGUCCUGGGAAAUGCAGCAAUAAGACCCAUUUUCCAGGAUGCUGAACAAACAGAACAUGCUAUCAGUAGUAAGUGGAGUGUGAUGGAAGAGCGAUUCAUCAAAGAGGACAGCAAAAAGUGCAGAACAGAUGUAGCGGGGACAGCUGAAGGACACACAUUGAGAAGGACACAGGAAACCAGACAAGUCCAGGGGCACUCACAAGACCAACCCCUGGAGUCCGCUGGAAUUCAGACCUCCAGGCAGCAAGAUCUGGUGACUCCUUUGGAUGACUGCCUGGCUCCUCCUGCACCCUUCCAUCACCGGAUUGUAACAGCUAAACAGACAGCCAUCAACAGUUUUUAUACUAUGAGCAGAACAGAAAUUUUAGGAGGGGGGCGCUUUGGCCAGGUUCACAAGUGUGAGGAGAAAGCAACAGGUCUGAAGCUGGCCGCCAAGAUCAUCAAGACCAGAGGCAGGAAGGAUAAGGAUGAAGUGAAGAAUGAGAUCACUGUCAUGAACCAGCUGGAUCACGUGAACCUCAUUCAGCUCUAUGAUGCCUUUGAGUCUAAGAAUGACAUUGUCCUGGUCAUGGAGUAUGUGGAUGGAGGUGAGCUGUUUGACCGGAUCAUUGAUGACAACUACAAUUUGACUGAGCUUGAUGCCAUCCUCUUCAUCAAGCAGAUAUGUGAAGGAAUACGACACAUGCAUCAGAUGUACAUUCUCCAUUUGGACCUGAAGCCUGAGAAUAUCCUGUGUGUGAAUCGGGAUACUAAACAAAUAAAAAUUAUUGAUUUUGGAUUGGCCAGAAGAUACAAACCCAGAGAGAAGCUGAAGGUGAACUUUGGAACUCCAGAAUUUCUUGCCCCUGAAGUUGUGAACUAUGAUUUUGUUUCCUUUCCCACUGACAUGUGGAGCGUGGGGGUCAUUGCCUAUAUGUUACUUAGUGGUUUGUCCCCCUUCCUGGGUGAUAACGAUGCUGAGACCCUGAACAAUAUCCUGGCCUGCAGGUGGGACUUAGAGGAGGAAGAAUUUCAAAACAUCUCAGAGGAGGCCAAGGAGUUCAUCUCCAAGCUUCUAAUUAAGGAGAAGAGUUGGAGAAUAAGUGCAAGUGAAGCUCUCAAGCACCCUUGGUUGUCAGAUCAAAAGCUCCACUCCAGACUCAAAACACAGGAAAACUGCUGGAGUUGCUGCUGCUUUGAGAUUUUUGGAAAAAUCAGCAGUUCUGAUGCCUUGACCUCCAUGAUGACUGGUGGCCUUGGGAACGUGGGGGCUGCUGCACUGGAACACAGAGCACCCUGUUCCGGGGGGACUCCCAGAGCUUUGGUUCCAGGGGUACAGACAAGCCCUAAACCUUUUUCCUCACUUUCCACGCUCCAUGGUAGUGCACAACUGAGAAGAUAUUUUCCUGCCAUCUUGAGUUUUUUACUUUUUAUUUUUAUUUCUUGAUUUUAGUUAUGGCACAAGGGGUGCUUAUUUCUGCCAUUUCUCAGUUUACUAGCAUACUCAUACUGGAGAUUUAUUUUAAAACCUGGAGGAUGCAUUUAGAGGGAGAAAACUGCUUACAGUCAAUACACCAUGCCUUUCAAAAGGGUAAUUAUAUACUAGGAAAAAAAUUCAAAGUCUGGUGCACACUUGAACACUAAGUUUCUCAGGUUUCAUUAUUUUGAUAUGGUUUGAAAUCAGGUAAAUCCAAUGAUAAAUAAUUUGCUUUCUGGAACAUAAGCUUUCUUUGAACUCUGAGGCAAGAGACAUCAGACAUUCUAUUUUCCAUUUAUUACUCAUUUUCCUCCAAGUACAUCAGUUUCUCCCAAGUAGCUGAUUCUAUUUCAAAUGAAUAACAUGUAUUUUUAUAAUGCAUCCUCACUUUCUUCUGAAUUAAUAUUCAUCUGUGUGAAAUACUCUGGUUUUGAGAGGUGGUACAAGAGAUAUCUAUUUAUGGUUGGUUUUUAAAAACCUUUGGAAUAAUGUUAACAGUGAUGAGAGCUUUUCUCACGCUGUACUUGUCAAAAAGAAAAUAUGGGUCUUGUGCAUCUUGUGGAAGGACAGUGCUGUGCUUGCAAUGUUGAAGUGACUUGGGAAAUGGUCCUCAAGUAAACGCAAACAAUUGUCAAGCCUCAUGAUCUUACCUACAUGGAGUCUCACAAGGCUUGGUGGUUGUGAAGAAAGGACAUUCAGAAAUCAAAGGUGAUAGGGACACCACUGCUCACUUUUUUUGACCUAACAAAUAGAAUUUCCAGUUGGAAACUUCUUGUUCCCAAGCUCCUGUACCAUUUUAUAAUAGAUAUUUAAUGAGGGAAAUAAGCUCUACUAUGUAAGGCACAAAGGGGCACAGGGUCACUCAAGAAUAAAGCAUAGAAUGGUUUCUUUAUGAAAAAGACGUAGUGCAAAGCUACACUUAACUCCAAUUACACACCCAAUACAAAGCUCACCGUUCAGCUUCUUAUACUGUCCUCACACUGUCCGUUUCCAAAUAACUGCUCUACUGAGAUCAGCUAAAAAAGUGUCUUAUUUUUUACUGUAAAUUGUUCUAGGCUCUUGCUGUCACAAAAACAAUGGAAUGAAAUAAGAAUAACUUGGUGGCUAUAUAAGUGAGGGCAGUUUUAACUUGUAUUGGCUUUUCUGCAUUAUUUCUCAUAUGCACCUAGUGAAUCGCUAUGGCAUUGCCUGUGAGCAACUAUCUGAGCAAUGUCCUUAUUUUCAUGUGUAAGGUAAAGAGGAAGUAGAGAAAGAAGAAAAUGUUUAAUUUAGUUAAGGCCACAUGCCAAUUUAGUGGUCAUGCUAGCUAUAAAACUUACUCUUUUCUAGCCUUGGCUCUUACAUUAUAAUGCAUUUCUUUUUUUUCCUUUGGCCUAUGCAUUUAUCCAAGGUUGGUUUCUCCUGUUCCUGUUAUGUGACUAUGCUUAAAAUGUUUAAUUUAGUUUCCUUUAAAAAAAGUCCUGUGACUGAAGUGUUAUAUUGCUGUGCUAUCUUUAGCUGAUGGUAUUCAUAGAGUCUGGAAAAAUACAAGCCAGUACACGCAUUAAUACUCAGACCACAGAGAGUUGGCAUUAACUCAAAUGCUAAAUAAGACACAAGGGUCUGAUUUGAAAGCCCACAUGGAAGGCUUUUCAGUCCUGUGGUGUGCAUUCUCCACCAGAUGGAGCAGAGGUCUUUUGUGUGACGUGCAGUUUGCAUCCAGCUCCCGUUCUGCCUCAUGUUGGCAGAUAAAACUUUCCCCAAGCCCCACCACACAUGGAAGAGACAGCUUAGGUGAGAUAAAGGAAUUAUUUCUUCACCAGAUGAAUCCACCGAUGAUCCUAUAUUUAGUGGGUGUGAUUUUUUUUCACAAAAGGUUUAGAAUGGGGACUCUACUUUGAAAGUAGAUCUCCUUUGAAUUUUCACAUUUGGAUGAGGAGGCCUCCCCAUGCCAGCAGGGUGCCUUUUACAGGAGAGUUGAGGAUAGUUUGCAGUGCAGAGUUGAUUAUUACAGUCUAGCGUUAGGUGAAAGGGGAUAAUUUUAAGUCUCCUGCUUGUUCUGUUGCCUUCUUCCACACCCACGUGUGGCUGUUCCAGCAAGAACCCCAACUGGGUAGAUUGCCAAUGUGAUGGCAAAGGAGGGUUUGCACAGCAGAGGGGUCAACUGGCAUGGACACAUAUAAGCUGAGCCUGGCUAGACUGGAGCUAUUGUGAUCGAUUUUUCCAAGAAUCCAUUAAGAUUUGAGGGCCUAUAUUUCUGCUCCAGCCUCUUAAUGAGGUUACAUGGCUUCACUCACUUGAAUUAGGCAGUUGCCAUUCCUUUAGUAAAUGGAGCAAAUUAAACAUUGAAUUGGCACUUCCCACUGCCUGGAGAGAAAUAAACCUCACAAACUAUUACAGCAAAAGCAUGUCCCCAUUUAUAAUUUAUGAUACCUGCAUUUACUCAGAAUCUGUUGCUACUUAAAAAUCAGGGAGGAAGAGCUCAUGCUCCUAUUUUUGGCACAAAAAUCUCUGAAAUGGAAAUGGAUUAUCAUCUGAACUAACUUGGGAAAUAGAUUUCUAGGAUAAAAUUAGAUAAUUCUCAUGUUUGUUGAGUACCAUAGGUUUCUUUUUCAGUUGUUUUUGCCUGACUUAAUAUUACUUUGCUUUCUUUCCUCAAAAAUGUAAAUAGGCAUGUUGCCACUGUCAUGGCAUACUUUGAUGUGUGUUUUGAAAGGUGUGUGAAUACUUAUAUUUUCAUAAUUUUUAUGAAAAUUAAUGUAGCAAACUUUAUCUUGUUUUAGAAUCAAAAUGUGAAUUUGAUAUUAAGGAAAUGAGGGUCUUGCUCUUUAUUUCAUUCCUUUUUUUUUUGUCCCUCCUGCCCCACUACCUUACCACAGCAGUUUGGCAAAUGUAGCCAGUAUACAUACAAUGUGUUUGUUCAUUUGGCUGUAGGCCAGUUGAGGGAGCAUCAUUUGGAAAAUUCGCCUGUGAAAGUGAAGUGGCAAGGAGACCGAGGACACCUCUCCAGUUUAGCUCUCCGUUCUCUGGUAAUUUGGUCAUGGGUACAGGGUACACCACCACUGCCCUUCAAUCCUCCCUAGCCAUGAUGAUUCCAGCUUCACUUUUGCUCUUUUUUAUUUUAUUUCUUACUUCUUUCUCUUUUUCUUAACUUAGAGUCAAAGUUCAUCUUUGCAUUCAUUAUGAUGUCCCCUUAAAAGCCUUUUUAGAGUAAAAAUUUAUUUCCAAAAGUCAAACUGCUUUCUUUCCUAAAGAAAACUUGAUACUGAAUUUACUAGAUGUUCAAUUCCUAGAUUAAGAUUACUUCCUUGCAUAGCAUGAGUCUACAGUGUCUCAUACUAGAAAUUCUAUAUAUUUCCCCUAGCUCCAUUUUAGUCAGGUGUGUUUUUCAUAAGUGGUCUUUUACAUAAGCAGUUUCACCUUCAAUGAAGGCUUAUAACUCAACUACUACUUAUUCAGAAGAGCACAAAACAUAUAUUGAGUGUUCAUGUGUUGCCUUACAUAUAUUUUGUAGUUGUUUCAGCUGGUAGACAUCAGUGGAUCCUUCUGAUGGAGUGUAUCUGGGUGGAUAAUAAAUAAAAAUGGAUUCAUAAUGUGGUGAUUGCAUAUUUCAUGUACAUUUUUUAUUUCUGAAUAUCAUUUCAUUCAGCUGUAUUUCAUCACCUUACAAAGAUGUAAUACAGUCAUUUAUAUGUCUUAUAUUGAAGAAUAAAUGUGGACCUUAUACAUAUUUUGGUUAAUGAGCCAAAUUAUUCAAGUAAGUGGUCUUCACAAAUGCAAUGCAAACUCUCUCCUUUAUGACAAUUCUGACAUGUUAAAACAUAUGGCAUUAAGAACUCGAGAUACCUUAAAAGAGUGGUGUCACACUUAUAGGAACCCCAGAACCAUCUGCAGGAAUAUAGGCUAGUUCCAUGGAGGAAAAAAACUUCCCUGUUUACUGAGAUAUAAAGUAUAUAGUGUCAGAACGGUGUUUAAUAAAUUAUUAAAGCAGUUAGUGGCAGUUCAAUCCCUUUAAUAUACCUCAGUGAAUAUUUUUCAGACCCUAAAGAAUGUUUGCUUCAGAAACUCUACCACUGUCUUGUUUGGAAAUGCUACUGUGACUGUUCAGCUCCCAGGCCUGCCUACGUAUCUGAGGAUGACAUCUGGGUCCAUGUUAACAUUGACAUUUUAGCCUGGCAGUGAUUGACUCUCUUGGUGUCAACAAAAUCCUCCACCCCAACUUGGUUUGAGACAGCCCCACAGAAUUAUCUAUUGUCAUAAUUGCAGGCAUGUGUUCUCAUGUAAAGCAAUCCUGUCCAUCUUUUUUGAGCCCCAGGCUUUCCCCCCUUAAACUUCUAGGUGAGGCAGGCAUUUUAACUUCUUCCCCGAAGUGAGGAAAACUUAUUGAUCCUCUGAUAUUCUGUGAUAUAACAAGAACUAUAUAUUUGGUCUUUGUCCCUGGAUCUUGGCGCAGAGUUCCUAAAACUCUUGUAAUUUCCUAAGUGACAGAGGUGAGAGGAGCAUCUGCUGUUGUUCAUAAACAGCCACUUUCAAUCAUACCAGAGUCUCCUCAACUGAGGUGGCUCUUGGAGGGUAGGCCUGGUUGCCAGAGGAACCAACCAUAUGAUUAGUGGGUUGAAACUUUCAGCUGCAUCCCUCCACUUUCAGGGAGGGGAAAGGAGCUGGGUAUUGAGUUAAUCACUAAGAGCCAAUGAUUUUAUCAAUCAUACCUAUGUAAUGGAACCUCUAUAAAAAAAACCUAAACAAAGGGGUUUGGAGAGUUUCUAGGUUUGUGAACAAGAACACAUUAAUAUGCCAGGAGGGUGGCACUCCAAAGGGACAGAAGCUUCUGUGCUUAGAACCUUCCCAGAACCUUACCCUGUGUACUUUUUCAUCAGGCUGUUCACUUGUAUUCUUAUUAUGUCAUUUAUAAUAAACUGGUAAUAGUAAAGUUUUUCCUUGAUUUCUGUAAGCAAUUAGAGAAAAUUACUUAACCUUAGUAGGCGGUUGUGGGAAGCCUUUAUUUAUGGCCAAGGCAGACUGAAGUUUGGGUAA
Messenger RNA from Pteronotus mesoamericanus, 7456 nucleotides. It is a transcript of the gene MYLK4, whose product is annotated as myosin light chain kinase family member 4. Gene Ontology annotation, biological process: protein phosphorylation. The transcript is spliced from 15 exons. The record is from RefSeq and is a predicted model, not a curated record. Gene Ontology annotation, molecular function: myosin light chain kinase activity; ATP binding. The coding region runs from base 86 to 2413 and encodes 775 amino acids. NCBI's taxonomy places the organism in Eukaryota, Metazoa, Chordata, Mammalia, Chiroptera, Mormoopidae.